AUAAUCCACACAAAGAAGUAGAUACUAGAUACCCUGCAUUGCAAAAGCCAAGAAAAAAACACAAGCUCCCUCUAAUGACGAUCUCUUGUUUGCGACCUCCAUGCAUAGUUCCUUGUUCUUUGCUCCCUGUUUCCUUUAUGGGUUCUUCUUCUCUCUUGCAAAACCCACAAAAUGAUUCGUGUAAAAUAGUUAAAGAUUUGAGGUGCUGGAAAGAAAGAAGACUUGGUGGAAAGAAGAGAGGAGGGAUUGUGUGUGCUGCCUCGUUGCUUCCGGUUGAUCCAUGGGCACCCAGCAUUGAUUCACAGAGCAUUGCUUCUCAGCUCUUUGCGUUUUCUUUGUUUCCUUACAUUGGCUUCUUGUACUUCAUUACCAAAUCCAAGUCUGCUCCUAAGCUUACUCUCUUCGGUUUCUACUUUUUGCUUGCCUUUGUGGGGGCUACCAUCCCAGCUGGAAUUUAUGCUAAGGUGCACUAUGGAACUUCCUUGUCUAAUGUGGAUUGGUUACACGGGGGUGCUGAGUCACUUCUCACUCUAACUAACUUAUUCAUUGUCUUGGGGCUGAGACAAGCUCUCAGGUAUAAUACGAGGGAUACCCAAAAAGGAACAUCAAACCUUGUUCCAGCAAUCAAAGAGGAAGAGAAAUCUUCAACCUAGUUGGAGUUAGAUGGCAUGUGCUUACUGGAUUGCUGUAUUUUCUUGUGCGUUGCUCUUGAUUGUCAUCACCGGUUAAUUAGCAUCCAGUCCUAGCUUCUCACCAACUGCUUCAGAUAUUGUAUCACUAUAAAGAACAUCCAAAGGAUCGGCCACUUCCAACUGGGAAUUAUGUGUAUCUUUUAUUUUUCGGCAUAAUUCUUAUCAUUUAGUUCUUGGAAGGCAACCUCUUUAUCUUUCAUUUUCUCCUGGUGUCUGGACCAGUUUACAUGAUUUCCUAAUGACAGUGGUCGUAGAACGUCACUGCAUAUCCUGUCCACCAGAGAGAAUGCUUGUAUACUAAAUUGAUGCUGUGAUUGCUUUCAUAUAUAGAGUGAUGUAUAGAUUUUGUUAUUCUGCCUAUGCAUAUAAUCCAAUUUGAUCACUUUCAUUUUCUGGCA
Molecule: messenger RNA, 1090 nt
Organism: Manihot esculenta (cassava)
Lineage: Eukaryota; Viridiplantae; Streptophyta; Magnoliopsida; Malpighiales; Euphorbiaceae
Exons: 4
Coding region: 75-653 (192 amino acids)
Source: RefSeq, a predicted model, not a curated record